AGGUGCACCAGCUGCAUGUACGGGUACAUCGUCACCUUGGCCCUGGCCGAUCUGUACCUACCCACCAUCCCCGUCGUGGUCUGCUUGUACUUCGUGGGGGACUGGCACUUUGGAGACCUGGGCUGCAGCAUCCUCUUCAGCCUCAACCUCCUCACCAUGCACGCCAGCAUCUUCAUCCUCACACCAUCACGAGCACUGAGCGCUACCUGGCGCGUUGUCAGGCCUCUGGACACCCUGCACAGGUCGAGGGACCACCGGCGGGUGGCCACCUGCCUGGUGUGGCUGGUGGCCUUCUUCCUCACCCUCCCCACCACAAUCCCCAUCGACCUGCCCACCAGCCGCCGUGACGGGGGGACCAAGCGUAGGUGCCACGCCACAUGGCAGAUGGGGACCUACAAGGUGUAUCUCAUCGUCCUCUUCAACACCCGCAUCCUCGCUCCAGGCGUUGUCAUCCGCUGCUUGUACACCGAGCUGGCUAGGACCUACUGGAGGUCCCAGCGGGCUCUUGUUCUCAGCACCGAGGAAACCAGCUGAUGUCCCAGGCAGAAGGUCCCGUGUAUCAUCUUCAGCAUCGUGCUCGCUUACUGGGCUCGCUUCACGCCCUUCUGGCUGCGGCAGCUCUUCAGCAUCCCUUGGUACGAGCAGGGGGACCGGGGUGGCACCGCCGUUGUCUCCAUCAACUUCCUCGUGACCUGCCCAGCCUACGGCAACAGCUGCCUCAACCCCUUCCUCUACACGCUGCUCCCCAAAAACCACAGCGAAGUAUCUGCGUACAAGGUGGAACGUGUAAUGACAAAACGAACACCAGACUUGAUGUUAUUCUUUGGGCAAGUUUGA
Molecule: messenger RNA, 837 nt
Organism: Gavia stellata (red-throated loon)
Lineage: Eukaryota; Metazoa; Chordata; Aves; Gaviiformes; Gaviidae
Product: urotensin-2 receptor-like
Exons: 3
Biological process (GO): regulation of blood pressure; neuropeptide signaling pathway; blood vessel diameter maintenance
Cellular component (GO): membrane
Molecular function (GO): urotensin II receptor activity
Source: RefSeq, a predicted model, not a curated record